CCUCCCACUCCGUUGCGUUAGAAGGUGACUAGCUUCCCUUCGACACGCAGGCCCUGACACUCAUAAUCUUUGCAAAUCUCUCAAGUCUGAGGCUUCCUCCGUGUCUCAGUUCCGCGAGCAACCUGCCAGGCUCAACAGCAUCCCGUGUGCCUCUUAAGUUGUUCCAGGCCGGGCCCAGGAUCACUUGAAGCUCUCUGUCAGGAAACGAGGGUCUUCGAGAAUCGAAGACCGGCCGACUGUCCAAGCAUGCGGACGCCGAUACAGCGCACCGCGGCCGUCCCGGGGCCUCCACCAUACCCUUCAAGGCAAUUGCUCAUUCUCGCGCUCUGUCGGAUAUGCGAACCCAUUGCUUUCAUGUCCAUUUUCCCCUACAUUUACCACAUGGUAAAGGACUUCCACUUGACCGAGGAUGAGAGCCAGAUCUCGUUUUACGCUGGCUGCGUGACAUCGGCGUUUACCUUUGCCGAGUUUUUGACCAGCGUUUUCUGGGGAAGACUCAGUGACAAAAUCGGGCGAAAACCGGUUUUGCUCAUGGGAAUGGGCGGCACUGGCUUGAGCGUCCUCAUCUUUGGCUUUGCCCCAAGUCUUCAAGUCGCCCUGCUUGCCCGUGCCUUGGGAGGGUUUCUGAACGGCAAUAUCGGAGUGAUUCAGACGACCGUAGCAGAACUUAUCAAAGUCAAGGAGCACCAGCCUCAGGCGUACUCGGUCAUGCCCACGGUCUGGUGCAUCGGCUCGAUCGUGGGGCCGAUGAUCGGAGGCGCCCUGGCAAAGCCGGUCGAGACGCUACCGUCUGUGUUCGCCCCCGGCAGCCUUUGGGACCGGUUUCCGUAUCUGCUACCGAAUUUGUUCAGCGCCGUCUGUGUGUUCAUCGGCGUUAUCAUUGGCAUCUUGUUCUUGGAAGAGACGCACGCCGAAAAGAAGGAGCAGCGCGACCGUGGCCUAGAAUUUGGCAAACUUCUACUUUCUCGCCUGCCCUGGAGGAAUGGCAAAGGCAAAGCGCCUGCCAAGUCUGCCGAGGAGCAACCUCUCCUCUUUGAAACCGACGAGCCACUGCCUGGUUACCUGACGAACGACGGCUCGCCGCGCCUGGCAUCCCGCGCAGACACUCUCGCUGACGGUUCUCCUGACCUUGAACAAGCGGACGGUAGUCAAUUAUCGUGCAGAUCCGAAACGAAGCCUCCGGGCAAAAUCUUCACGAAACCAAUCCUUAUUAUCAUUGCCUCAUACGGCAUCCUCGCAUUCCACACCAUGGUAUUUGACGCGUUGCUCCCAGUAUUCCUCAGUACGAACCCCCCAGGUUCCAAGGAGCCGGCGUCACUUCCCUUCAAAUUCGCCGGCGGCUUUGGUUUGGAUACCCAAUCGAUCGGCGUCAUCUUGUCAGUCCAAGGCAUAUACUCCAUGGCCUCAACACGAUUGAUUUUCCCUCGGAUCGUCGAGAAGCUUGGAGCGCUUCGCGUCUUCCAGCUGAUGAGCCUCUUCUAUCCGAUGCUGUAUUUCUUGACGCCUUACAUCGUCCUCCUGCCUGACAACCUUCGUAUGGUCAGCAUCUACGCCAUCGUGGUUUGGAAAUGCACCUUUUCGACGCUGGCUUAUCCGAGCAACACCAUGCUCACCAGCAAUUCGGCACCGACCACACUGGCCCUGGGUACCAUUAACGGUGCUGCUGGCUCGACGGCCAGCUUGUGCCGGGGACUGGGGCCGAUAAUCUCUGGGGUAUUUUAUACGAUGGGUCUGGAGAGCGGCUACUCGAUUCUAUCGUGGUGGGUCACCGGCUUGGUAGCAAUAGGUGGCGCAUAUGUCGGCAUGCAGAUUACGGAACCUCGAGGAAGGAUGGACGAGAAAGAGGACAUCGAGGCAGUCCCAGCAUCACAAGACAUUAUGGAUCGUGAAGAGAUGGAACAAGAAUAACGCCGCUCUUCAAUUCUCUCUUUUUGUUUGCGGAUCGUCGGGGCUCGACACCUCCGUGGGGUGAGAGCCGCGACCGCUCGGUCAAAGCUAGAUGGAUGGGCGACGUUUUUUUCACACGGUCAAGGUGAAGUUUCAGGAGUUUACAUUUUCACCCACAUUUUCCUCGGCAAUGGGUAUCAGUUUUCGGAGUUUUGUUGGGAUAGACGGGUACUGCGCUGGGAGGCGGUUGCUAAU
This is a messenger RNA of Canariomyces notabilis, 2142 nucleotides long. Its product is annotated as tetracycline:hydrogen antiporter-like protein. The transcript has 6 exons. NCBI's taxonomy places the organism in Eukaryota, Fungi, Ascomycota, Sordariomycetes, Sordariales, Chaetomiaceae. Gene Ontology annotation, molecular function: transmembrane transporter activity. Gene Ontology annotation, biological process: transmembrane transport. The record is from RefSeq and is a predicted model, not a curated record. The coding region runs from base 247 to 1908 and encodes 553 amino acids.